AUGAGUAACGAUCUGCGUGAAUUAGAGAAGCAGGAUAGAAACAUCCGUAAGACGUUGGAAGGGAUGUUGUAUUUCGUCGAACAUUACAAUCCCGAACAAGCUGACCAGGUGGCGAUCCGUAUGCAGAGGUUAGAGGAAGUAUUUCAAGAAUUUCAUGCUACCCGUCGUAAAAUAGAGCUGCUGACUGAUGACGUUUUUGGUGAAGGAGAACCUGAUUCAAAGGAGUCUGAGAAGCAACGAACCGCCCGUAUUGCCGUUCUAAAAGAAGAAAGGGAGGAAGCAAAUGUGAAGAUCGUGAUGCAAAUUGAAGCCAUCUACUACAAGCUUAAGGCAGCAUUUACACGACUCCUACCCAAGCCUAAUCCUGUUGAUAUUAUGCCUAGUUCCCAUCCUGUGAGAGAAGUGGUUCCAGCAGGCGUCUCAAGAGUAAAGUUGCCCGAAAUACGUUUGCCAAGUUUUAACGGACAGCUUAAAGAUUGGGUCACCUUUCGUGAUACUUUCCGUAGCCUGAUUGAUGAGAAUCAACAAUUAUCAGCUAUGGAUAAAUUCACAUACCUUAGAUCUGCGUUGACUGGAGAAGCACUCCAAGAAAUUAACUCAGUGGAAAUAACCGAAGCAAAUUACGAAGUGGUCUGGAUUACACUGGAGCGGAAGUAUGAAAAUAAAAAAUUAAUAGUGAAGACUCAUUUGGAUUCGCUAUUUUCAGUUGAGGUGAUGAGAAAGGAGAGCUACGAGUCUCUUAGCAAGUUGAUCGGCGAGUUUGAGAAGAACCUGUUGAUGCUGGACAAAAUAGGAGAAAAAACGGCAAACUGGAGUACCAUCCUGGUGUACAUGAUCUGUUCACGCUUGGAUCCGAUUACACUUAGACACUGGGAAUCCCACCAUAAUUCGAAGGCGGUUCCAACAUACUCAAAUUUAAUUGAUUUUCUGCGCGGGCACUGCUCUGUAUUGCAAUCUGUUACGGCGAGUAAAGCCACUACAUUUCUGGAGAAACGGACCAAGUUGAGUGUGAGUAAUGCUGCAGUUCACUCGUGGAAUAAGUGCACCUUUUGUGGGGAAGCGUUUUAUUCUGCAUUCCGUUGUUUCAAGUUUCUGAAGAUGAAGGUAUCAGAAAGACUCGAUGUAGUUCGGCGGAGUAAAUUAUGCCUCAACUGUCUAUCUGCCGGACAUCAAGCGAAGUCAUGUGGCAAAGGUUCCUGCCACCAUUGCCAACAGAAACAUCACCCACUCUUGCACAUUGAGCCGAUUCACCAAUCAUCUCUCACCAACAAAUCCUCCGUCCCGUCGCAGAAAAAACCAUUAAUGACAAACCAGCAGCAACUACAUACACAAUUACACAAUCAAAGCCAACACGUACACCUUCCAACCAUGCCACCCACAACAAGUGCUCUCCCGGUUGCUCACUCAUCUAACACUCAGCCACUGUCCACCACACAAGCUCAACCCACUACAAAUCAAAACACAGUUUCAUUGUCAGUAAGUUCUAAAAAGAGUACUGGAGAUGUCCUUCUCUCCACAGCCGUGAUCUGUGUUAAAGACCAGUACGGGGUAACACGACUAGCUCGAGCUCUGCUAGAUUCGUGCUCACAAUUUUGUUUCAUGACCACCAACUUUAGUCAAAAAUUGAAACUGCACGGACAUUCUGAUUACCUAGCUGUUCAAGGAAUAGGCGGCGCUAAAUCCAUAUCCCGAAGACGGGUAAGCGCUUGUGUCCUUCCCCGGUUCGAGACGAUUUCAUCCUACAGUAAACACAUGUCAUUCUACGUACUUCCGGAGCUGACAGCCACAUUACCAGCUCAAAGAGUCAGCAUCGAUCAAUGGAAAUUCCCAUCCAAGAUAGUGUUGGCCGAUCCCCAUUUCUGUGAACCAGGGAAAAUCGAUAUCAUUAUCGGUGCCGAAUAUUUCUUCGAUCUUCUCGUCGAUGGGCGCAGCAUUUGUGAAGAAGGCCCCACUCUGCAAAACACUGUAUUCGGGUGGAUAGUGUCAGGACGUAUCUCAACCCAGUCGACUAAUCCACCACAAGCAGUUUCAUUCUCGUGUACUCUGGCGGACAUCCAUGACCAGUUGGCGAGAUUUUGGGAGGUAGAGUCCUGCAAGUCGAAUAGCACACAAUCAGUGGAAGAAUCCACAUGUGAAACGAUCUUCGAUCAGACGACAACUCGAAAUUGCGAGGGAAGAUUUAUAGUAUCGUUGCCAAAAAAGGAAUUCGUCCUGCAGCAGCUUGGAGAGUGUGAAACUAUUGCUGCCAAACGCUUCCUAGCCUUGGAACGACGAUUGGAAGCCAACCCCGAACUAAAGGCGCAAUAUCAUAAAUUUAUCCACGAAUACGAGCAACUCGGCCACAUGAAGUUGGUGACCGAGAAGGAUCCAGAAUUUCCCAUAUACUUUCUUCCGCAUCACGCAGUAUUAAAGCCGGAUAGUACGACCACUAAACUGCGUGUAGUUUUCGAUGCAUCCUGUAAGACAUCUACGGGUGUCUCAUUAAACGAUGCCCUGAUGGUCGGUCCAAUUGUACAGGAUGAUCUUCUGUCGAUUCAGUUACGUUUUCGUCUCCACCGAAUAGCCAUCGUUGGUGACGUGGAGAAAAUGUACCGGAUGAUACAGGUGUGUCCGUCAGAUCAACGACUUCAAUGCGUUCUGUGGAGAACUUCUCCGACCGAGAAAAUUCGCCCCUACCAGCUGACUACCGUGACAUAUGGUACCGCAUGUGCGCCGUACUUGGCAACCAAGUGUCUACAGCGUCUGUCAGACCUAGAAGCAAAAAGGUAUCCUGUUGCGGCGAGAGUGCUAAGGAAUGAUUUCUAUGUCGACGACAUGUUGACUGGAGCCAACGAUAUUGACUCUGCAAUUAAAUUAUCCGAAGAGAUGAUCGAGCUCACUUCCUCCGGUGGCUUCAAUUUGAGAAAAUGGAAUUCCAACUCUAGUGAGCUGUUGAACCAAUUACCUGUUGAUCUUGUUGACAGACGACCGGCUCGAGAGCUUGAUUCGUCGAGCGGUCCAGUGAAAACACUCGGGUUACUCUGGGACACUUCUUCCGAUUGUUUCCUCUUCCAUUCACCUGUAUGGAAUGCGCACGUAGUGUUAACCAAACGUAUUGUACUAGCGGACACAGCUCGGCUGUUCGAUCCUCUCGGCCUGGUAGGGCCAGUUGUAGUUCUUGCAAAAAUCUUUAUGCAGGAGUUGUGGAAGCAGAAGUGCGACUGGGACGAGCCGUUACCCGAAUCAUUACAGAAUUUCUGGCUGGAAUACAGACGAAAUCUUUCUGCUCUCUCGUCUUUAUCAAUUCCCCGUUGGCUGGGAUGCUGUACGGAGCUAACUUCUGUUCAAAUACAUGGGUUCUGUGAUGCCUCCAACAAGGCAUAUGGAGCGUGCCUAUAUCUUCGUAGUACCACGUUCAGUGGUGCAGUAGAAGUUCGCCUGAUUGCGGCAAAAUCUAAGGUUGCACCACUAGAAGAUCCCAAACGAAAGAAAAGAGCACAGACUAUACCUCGACUGGAACUCUGCGGAGCCCAAAUGCUCUGUCAUCUGUAUGAGAAGUUUAUUGCCAGCGUCUCGAUUCAGCACACAGCUCAUUUUUGGACUGACUCCACAAUCGUGAUAUAUUGGUUGUCGUCACUGCCAUCACGAUGGCAGGCGUUCGUAGCUAACCGUGUUUCCGAAAUCCAACACGCCACGAAAGGAUGCACUUGGAACCACGUAGCCGGUGAAGAUAAUCCUGCUGAUAUCAUUUCCCGUGGGAUGACUCCAGCUCAGCUGCAGUACGAAAAGUUGUGGUUCGAGGGCCCUCUGUGGCUUCGUCAUGAAAUGAGUACCUGGCCAUCGAAACUUCCAGAAGAGGAAAUAGAUCCUACAUUUCUAGAGGAAAAGAAAGUAGUUGCGCUACCAGUAACGCCUGAAUCUCCAAACGAAUUGUUUAGCCUCCGUUCAUCUCUGUUCAGCUUAGUAAGAUUGGUCGCAGCUCUACGUCGGUUCGUGCAUAACGUGAGGCAAAGACAUAAACGUCUCGCAGGGUUCCUGACACAUCCUGAGCAUGAGCAAGCGUUAAAAUUCUUGACUCAUCUAGCACAGCGAGAAUCGUUUCCAGCUGAAAUAUCGACGUUAAGCAAAAAGAAUUCCAUUAGUCCAUCCUCGUCGUUAAGUAACUUAAAUCCAAUACUUGUCGACGGUAUACUAUGCGUAGGAGGUCGCCUUGCCAAGGCACCGGUAUCGGAGAAUCGGAAGCAUCCGAUGAUUUUAAGCCACCAUCAUCCAUUGGCGAGGCUGGUCCUGCAACAUUACCACAGCAAACAUUUUCACUGUGGACAACAGCUCCUCGUGUCCACUGUACGUGAAAGAUUUUGGAUUACAAGAAUCAGAAGCCUUGCCAACUCAGUCAUACACGAAUGUGUCCGUUGCUUUCGAAGCAAGCCAAAGGUAUUGGAGCAGCUUAUGGCUGACCUGCCAUCAGAACGAGUUUCCCCGGCACCUCCAUUCCUAAGGGUAGGCGUGGACUACUGUGGGCCGUUCCUAAUUAAGUACCCUGUUCGUCGAUCAGUCGCCACGAAGCAGUUCGUCGCCAUUUUCGUCUGCCUUGUUACCAAGGCUGUGCACCUCGAACUCGCAAGUGAUCUAAGCAGCGAAGCAUUUAUGGCCGCCCUUAAACGAUUCGUAGCUCGUAGAGGCAAACCGGCGCUGAUAAUGUGUGACAAUGCCACAAACUUUGUAGGGGCCAAGCGACAAUUAGACGAAUUGCGGCAAUUAUUCAUCGAACAAACCUUCCAAAAUUCAGUGACUUGUGGAGCAAACGAGGAAGGCAUCGAAUUUCGCUUUAUUCCGGCAAGAUCGCCCAACUUUGGGGGUCUAUGGGAGGCCGCAGUAAAGUCCUUCAAGGGACACUUCAAGCGUGCCAUCGGCGAAAGAAUACUCCAGUACGACGAGAUGACCACGGUGUUGUCGCAAAUCGAAGCGAUCCUGAAUUCACGCCCACUCACACCUAUCAGUAACGAUCCUACGGAUUUCGAUGCGUUGACCCCUGGACAUUUUUUAAUCCAACGACCAUUAACAGCGAUUCCUGAACCGUCGUUAGAAACCGUUCAGACAAAUCGUCUUUCGAUGUGGCAGCAAGCGCAAGACUACGUUCGGCAAGUCUGGAACAAGUGGUCGACGCAAUAUCUCUCCGAUCUCCAUAAUCGAACCAAGUGGACCCGCAAGCGUGAUAAUGUUUUCAUCGGAACACUGGUUCUCCUUAAAGAGGAUAGACUGCCCCCAUUAAAAUGGAAACUGGGUCGUGUCAUCGAUAUCCAUGCCGGAUCAGAUGGCAAUAUACGUGUCGUCACUAUAAAGGCACAAGACGGUCAGUACCAAAGGGCAAUAUCGAAGGUAUGUGUCCUUCCUAUACGCGAUAAUCUACAGUCAGAGCAGAAUUGA
Molecule: messenger RNA, 5406 nt
Organism: Wyeomyia smithii (pitcher-plant mosquito)
Lineage: Eukaryota; Metazoa; Arthropoda; Insecta; Diptera; Culicidae
Exons: 1
Coding region: 1-5406 (1801 amino acids)
Biological process (GO): DNA integration
Molecular function (GO): nucleic acid binding
Source: RefSeq, a predicted model, not a curated record